Molecule: messenger RNA, 1129 nt
Organism: Styela clava
Lineage: Eukaryota; Metazoa; Chordata; Ascidiacea; Stolidobranchia; Styelidae
Source: RefSeq, a predicted model, not a curated record
CUGCUCUGUUCUAAAACCUCUAAAAGUGCAGAAUCUAACACUUCACCAAAUAUUCCGUAAACAAAUGGCAGAACAAACAGCUAUUUUACCAUCACAUUUAAUGACGCAUCUUGUAGAAAAACAAGAAGAAGUCAACGAAGAAGAUCAUUUAAAUAAAAUCCAGAAUAUUGAAGAUAAUGUAAAAGCAGAUCAAGUGAGUGUUGCAACAUCUUACAAACAAAUUGAAAUGGCGUCUCUACUGAAAGAACUCAACAUCGACAUUAAAGAGGGAUUUCUUACCCCUGUCAGUGAAGAGGAUGAUGAGGAAGGGGAGUCAGGAAAAAUAAAUAUUCAUGAACGAGAUGUUCUUAACAACAAAAAGGAAAAUACAGUUACAAUGAAUAUAACAGGGGGCGACAUAGAUGCUUAUGUUGCUCCAGCACAAACAGACAUAGAAUUUCGUAUGAGCAGAGUGUCUGACAGAGCGGGUACACCACGCACACCAAGCCCAAUGAAAGCUGCCUAUUUACAAACCGGUAUAUCUUCACCUCAAGAAGACGGGUCGCGUCGAAAUCACAACAAACAUUCCGCUGGAACAGGCCUAGAAGCUACUUUGCAUCAGAUGCCUGAAAAAUCGGAAAAAGAAGCAAAUAAGCCAGCAUAUGUAGUUGACACGUUGUCUGCAGACGAUUUUUUGUCGAAGUUGGACUCAUCAUCGGAUUCUGAAGAAGAUGUGCCUGCUGCUGACGAUCGAAAGUUAAAGAAGGUGUAUGUAAAUAUACGAAAACUGACGAGAGGGAACAGCUUCGGACUUGGUUCUGUUCUUUUUAACGAACAGCCAAGUUUGGCAUUGAUAAGCAACGGUGCGGAGUGUUUGGUUCUCAACAAGAAAUUUUAUCUUGACAAUAUGUCCGAUGAGUCUUUAAAGAAUUUGCGCGAUACUGAACACCCAUACCCUUCAGAAAGCGAUCUUCACGAGUCCUAUUGGAGAUUAAUAUCUUGGAAGGCCUUUCAGCGAGGGACAGUUCAACGACUUCAUUUACAUAGGGCCAAAGUUCGGCACUAUUCAAAUCCAACCAAGACCGUGUAUACUGAUGUGUUAGAAUGGAACGAUAUGCUUUAUCUGAGAUUAGAGUCAAUGAAAAGCUAA